AUGAGUUCCAACAAACCAGGCACGCCAGUGUCACUGCCCAAAAUUGCCAAAUCUGUCAAGUUGGACGUUCCCUCUACGCCGCCGGCGGCGAAGGGCAAAAAGCGGUUGCUGGCGUUUUUGGCCACUCCAGAACAGCCUGGCGACCAGCUACCUUUCAGUCCAGGGCUCAAGCGGACGAGUUCUGGGUUGCUCAAGUCCCCAGACUAUAAGCUCAACUCCAGCACUUCUGACCCGAGCGUGCUCAAGACGCCGAAAAAUGGCGGCUACGACUCAGAUGAUAAGGAUACGCCCAGACGACUGAAGUUGCUUCGGACGCCGCAGUUCUUUAGUCCAGGGAAACGUCUUUUCACGGAUGAACUGAGCCCCAACAAGGAAGAGCUUGCAGAAAUCUCGUCGCAGUUGAAAUCUCGCUUGAGCUCGGCUCUUGGUAAGGUUAAGGGCCAGGAUAGAGAACGGGACAAGUCCCAGAUUGCCCCUGUGAAGCUAGAUUUCUCAGAUCAGUCAUUUACGUCGACCAAAGAGUCGCCAACGAAGAUGCUCAAAUCAUCAAGCCCUAGAUUUUCCAGUACACCUCGUGGCAACACGCUUCUGACUCCACUGAGAGCUAAUCUAAAUCUACAGACACUUCAGGCACUGCCAGUGCCUCCAUCUCAGGGACACAACGAGAAACUCGGCCAACUGCCUGAAUUCAAGCGGGACCGUAUAAGAAUGGCCUCGCCAGAAGCCGAUUCCAACGCUCAGAAUGCUUUGCUUGCAGCGUUUUCCAGGCAAAAGGAGAAACGGCGCAGCUUCUCCAAUAUCAGUGAACGCAGGCGUUCGUCAAUUGCGCUGACUUUAAAUGGCCAGGGCCUCGAAGGCAGCCCGCUCAAAGACAAGGAUGGGCCUCCGAAACUCCCGCCAAUUAACAUGGCCUUCAACAACAAGCACAGUCCACCGCAGGAUUCGGAACAGGACGCCGUGUUCUCCCUCAUGCUGCUCUCGUCGCCACAGAAACUCGUCGACAGCAGGGGCCACAGCCGGCAGCAGAGCCAGAACACCAAUUCUACGCAUUCUCUGCGGUCGUCACUGGUGGUAAACACAGUGCUUCCCCCGAUAUCGGGAAUCAUAAAGAACGUUGACAACGAUGAAACAGACAUUGAAGAGACAACCAUGUCGGAAGGCGACGACACGUCGUCCUAG
Messenger RNA from Candidozyma haemuli, 1179 nucleotides. RefSeq lists its product as uncharacterized. The transcript has a single exon. Lineage: Eukaryota; Fungi; Ascomycota; Pichiomycetes; Serinales; Metschnikowiaceae. The record is from RefSeq and is a predicted model, not a curated record. Bases 1 to 1179 code for a protein of 392 amino acids.